Amoebophrya sp. A25 is the source of this 188-nucleotide messenger RNA. Lineage: Eukaryota; Dinophyceae; Syndiniales; Amoebophryaceae. The record is from the annotation of a GenBank genome assembly.
CUCUCGUACAGCUGACGGUGGAGGAAAUGCAAAGCCACAUUCUUCUGCUGACGGAGGACAUGCAAACACGCAAAGCAGGUUAACAUCGUUGGAACAGUCAACAAGGGUACGGCUAGUUCCAACCUCAAGUGUGGGCUUUAUCCCAUUACAAGCUGGAGACUUCAACAUGGCUCAGAUAUUAGAACCUU